This is a messenger RNA of Fusarium venenatum, 2358 nucleotides long. RefSeq lists its product as uncharacterized. Lineage: Eukaryota; Fungi; Ascomycota; Sordariomycetes; Hypocreales; Nectriaceae. The record is from RefSeq and is a predicted model, not a curated record.
AUGCGCUUCACUCCUGGCUUACUCUUGGCUUUGGCCUCGAGUGUCACUGCUCAGCGAUUCACCAACUCCAGUAUUCCCGCUACCGGGUCUGCUACUGAGUCUGCUACUGGCACCACCACUGAGCUCGCUCCCACCAGCUCUGCUGGUCCUCCUCAGCCUGUUGACCUCAGCAGUGCUACCCUUGGUCCUGGUGCUUCAUUCUCCAGUUUUCCCGAUGGCUCUCUUGCUAUCCUCCUGUCCGCUGGACCCAACGGUAUCGCCUCCUUCUCUGUUGGGGGUGCUUUCCCUUUCGGCAUCAUUGUCGGAGAUUUGAUCCAGAUCUUGUUCAGCAUCCUUGUUGAGCUCCUCGACAUCAACCGCAAGCGUGCUGACGGUGGUUGCACCCUUGAUGUCACUGUCGACGGUGUGAGCGUCUUCACCGAGGGUCUCGAGACCACCGGCGGCGUUGUUAGCCGUUCAUCUUCCGGUACUCCUGCUGGCGACUCCGCUCCUGUCCUUGAGUUCGUUCAGUCUUGCGGUGCCAACCCUUCUGCUCUCACUGUUGGCAAUGUCAAGGUUGCUGCCGAUGAUGGCUCCGGUGGUGGCGGCGGUAACGGCGGCGGCGGUAACGGCGGCAACACCGACACCGAGACCGGCACCGCUAUCGUCACUGAGGCUACUCUCACCAACAGCGAGGGCGAGCCUACCGCUACCGUUACCGACACCAUCAUCCCUACCGACACUGAGGUCAACACCAACUCUGAGGGCGAGACCGUUGUUCCCACCGGUACCAACACCAACUCCGAGGGCGCUACUACCAACUCUGAGGGCGAGACCAUCGUUCCCACCGGUACUGAGACUGCCACCGAUGUCAACACCAACUCUGAGGGUGCUACUACCAACUCCGAGGGCGAGACCAUCACUGCUACUGGCACUGAGACUGCUCCCACCUCCACCGCUACCUCUGCUGCCGGCUUCCCCGGUUCCAUCGACAACUUUGUUCUCUUCGGCUGUGUCGGUUCCACCAACGGUUUCCCUACUUUUGAGCUUGCCCAAUCUUCCGGUUCCAUGGACCUCGACGAGUGUGCCGGCCUCUGUGUCGGUCGCAGCUACUUUGGUGUUCACGACACUGACUGCUACUGUGGUGACGAGAUCAACGACGAUGAUACCGAGCGCGUUAACCUCGACUCUUGCGACAUUGAGUGCCCUGGCGAUGACUCCGAGUUCUGUGGUGGUGAUGCUCCUCUUGCUCGCCGCAGCCGCUUCAGCCGCCGCCAGUCUGCCAUUCCCAACACCAUCCUCCUCACUGUCUACGUCAACCUCGGCGGCCCUGAUGUUACCCUCACCGAUGUCAUCACUGCUACCGUGACCGACCAGUCCACCAUCACCACCACCUUCACAACCACCAUCGACGGUCCUUCCACCACCCAGACCCAGACCGUCACCGCUAUCUACGUGUGCUCCAACGGACACUGCUACGACUCCGACAAGGGCGGACGCAUCGUCUACAUCUUCAAGCCUUACCCCGGUGAGGACUGCGAUGGCCAGUACGUCUACAUCUCCGAGGCCUGCGAUUGCAAGGGUGGAUCUCAGUACGUUCCCAAGUACUGCACCAACGGAUCUUGCCACGGCCUCACUGUCUACAAGCCUGAGCAGUGUGAUGACUGGUACAACUACGACGUUUGCUACACUCCUGCCGACUGUGAGUCUUGCGAGCAUGGCCAGGUCAUCUACAAGCCUUGGGAGAACACCUACGGUACCCCCGACCACCCCAAGGUUCCUGAGCUUCCUGUCUGCUCUUCUUCUCACUGCCCCGACACUGAGCACGGUUCCAAGCCCGCUCCUCCUUGUUACGGUGACCACUGUGAGGGAUCUGGUUCCAAGCCCACUCCUCCUUGCUACGGUGACCACUGCGAAGAGUCUGGCUCCAAGCCUGCUCCUCCCUGCACCGGUGACCACUGCGAAGAGUCUGGCUCCAAGCCCGCUCCUCCCUGCACCGGUGACCACUGCGAAGAGUCUGGCUCCAAGCCCGCUCCUCCUUGCACUGGUGACCACUGUGAAGAGUCAGGUUCCAAGCCUGCUCCUCCUUCCGGUGGUGGCUCUUCCGACUCUGGUUCCAAGCCUGCUCCUCCUUCUGGUGGCUCUGACUCUGGAUCCAAGCCCGCUCCUCCUUCUGGUGGUUCUGACUCUGGAUACAAGCCUGCUCCUCCCUCCGGCGGUGAGUCUGACUCUGGCUCCAAAGGCUCUUCCGGUGGCGAGUCUUCUGGUGAGGCUCCUUGCUCUGGUGACCACUGCGAGCCCACCAUUGUCAGCUCCGCUGGCAAGCAGGCUGUCGGCGGUCUUGCUCUCCUUGCUGCCGUCGCUGCUGCUCUUCUCUAA